AUUAUGAGAGUCACAUGUAUAACAUUUUACUUUUGUACAUUGUACUUGUGAAUUUUUGUUGCUAAUUCAGUUGAUGUAGUUUUGGCGUUUGAUGGGACAAUUUAAGUUACAUAUGCCGGGUUUUCAUCAAAUUUUCACUUUGAAUUUUCCUUGUGUCACAAGUCCAGUGUUCUCCACGUUAUUCAGCAUUUCAUUUGAUGCUUUUGGCCUCAGUCAAUACUAUUAGAUGCUUCUAAGUCAAGGGGAAGGAUUGGCUAAACCUUGCAUCUGGUUGUUCCCUAUUUAUACAUCUGGCUCAGAAAUUUAUAAUACCCUGUUGAAUGUUAAAUGCAUGCUGUUCCAUUCCUGAAUCUGUUAAAGUGCAUCUAUAUACCUUAAAGGAAAAUAUGUAGUCUAGUUUUGAAGGGAAUUUUAAACACGACCUUGGCAAAUUAAUGCUGUAUCUGUAGAUUAUGUGUUACAUUAACUGUUGACUGAGCUGAAAUUUGGUUGCUAUAUCUUUUGAUUUUCUUUUUCUUUCUAAAAUAACUGUUCUUCUCAUUUUGUUCUUUCGGAUUAUGGAGAGAAAUGGUUAAGUGGGAGAAAGUGAAGGAGGAAAGAAGGGGAAUGGGAACCAAAGUGCAUAACCUGCCAGGAUAUCACUCAAUGACGGAUCUUAAUGAAGAAUCUAGCAGUUGUGGUUGGCCCUUAUUGUACGGGGAUAAAAUGCUGUCUAAUGGGCAGUAUUAUAAUAAUUAUCUGUCAAGUCCUACUGCAGAUGCAUGUUUAACAUAUGAUAAGGAUGUUGUGAAGCAGACUAUGCUUGAGCAUGAGGCCGAAUUUAGAAGUCAGGUCAGUGAACUUCAUCGACUAUACAGAAUACAAAGGGAUUUGAUGGAUGAAGUGAAGAGGAAAGAGUUGCACAGAAACAAGAUCCCUGUUGAAUCAUCAUUUUCAACAGAUCCCUUGGCAUCACAAAUUACUUCUGAAGAUUGCCAAAAAUGGCAUGUCACUGGCUUUCCUAUGGUAACUUCUGUGGGUGCUAAACCAUCUAUUUCAGGUGCUGAGGGCUUUCAUUCUCCUUUGAGUUCUGUUAAAGGAAACAGUAAGCAAGCUGGUAUGCUUCCAUCCCCAAAUGGGAGCAGUUCAAAAGAUGUUGAGGUACUGGACUGCAGGCCCUCAAAAGCGAGGAGAAAAAUGUUUGACCUCCAACUUCCUGCUGAUGAGUACAUUGAUACUGAGGAAAGUGAAAAGUUCAGUGAUGAGAAAAUAAGUGGUACAACAGUAAAUCUUACUGAUAGAGAUUGUAAACUUAAACGUGAGGGUGACAUGAAUUUUCCUUGUGGCAAGGCUGGUGGCCCAGAAGGUACUUCAAAAUGUGAACAGUCACUAAGGACCAUAAACGGUUUGGCUGACUUAAAUGAACCUGUUCAGGUGGAAGAAUCAAAUGCAUCUGCAUAUUUUCAGCCUCUGAGCCAUAAUCUGCGUCAAGGGGCAACUGGAUGUUCUGAUUUUUCUUCCAAACAGAAGUCGUGUCUUAUUGAUCUUUCCAGAGAAGAAUUACUCAACAGACAUCAUGCAACUGACAUUCGGCCUUGUAACAAUGGUUACAUAGAGAGCAAUCGGAGUGGAAAGUUGUGGAUUCCAUCAGUGCUUGAAGAAGCAGGGCAAGCUAAAAGCAACCUCAAACCCAUUCCUCAAGUUCUCAAACAAGAGAAGUCCCUUAUGUCUUCCCAUACAAUGCGAGAUGCACUGAGCAAAGCCCAUGAACCUCCUCCUGAUUUUCUAAGUAAUCGAAGAAAGGUUGAUACAUGGAUGGAUAAGACAGUUUAUGAUUUAGAAGCCAGUGAGAGAAUACAUGAAAUCCCCACUAAUAAGCAUCCAGAGUCUGCUGUAUCUACGCAUAGAUCUAGGCUAUUUGCUGUUGCUUCUUCUUCGAAUGUGGCAAAGUCUUGGUCUCAUUCAGCUUCUUCUUGGGAAAUGUCUAAUAGUAGCUCAAGCCAGAAGAUUUUGUCUGUUCAGAGGCUGCCAUGUCUAAAUGCAUCUGGUGCUUUGAGUAAGAGUUCUCAGUCAGGCCAGACCAAUGGUAUUUUGGCAGAUAGUUGGUCACGCAAUGUUGAUUCCAAGUAUAGCCCUGGUUUUCAAUGUGAGGCUCGUGUGCAGAAUGGAUUUUACCCUGGAUCUUCAACAGGAUCCAAGGAACCAUCUGUGAAUGUCUCUUCAGUUAGUUAUGACUGUCUCAACCGUAAUAAUAGUUUUAAGGGAGCUCCUGAACUCUUUAUCCAUGGUUCUGCAAAAUACUGCAAUGGUUUAAAUUGCAACGAGGUGAGGUCUGGAAAAGAUAUAAACUUGAAUGUGAUGCUUUCAAGUGACUCAUCUAACAAUCAGGUAUUGCAGUCAGGUCUUGCCGCCAUGGAUGGAGAACUGAAGCGUGAGGAGAAUCAUCCGGUAUUGCCUUGGCUUAGACCAAAGCCAAUUUGUAAGAAUGAGGUGCAAAAUGAUGGUAGAGUUUUAACUGGUGGAGAUCUAAGUUUCACUCAAGGUGCUUCAACAUCUAACAAAGAUGAAACUGGAAGGGGCCCUCAUGGAAACUUCAUGCACAAGGUACCUUCAUUUUUAUAUUCCAAUGGCAUCAUGGAGCAAAGGAGGUCCGAGAUCAGUGACAGAACUAGUAAUGAGAAAAUUCUUGGUGUUCCCAUAUUUGAUAUGCCACAUGUUUCUUCUAAGAAGGAGUCUUCUGCAUCUACUUCUCUCUCCGUGCCAGUUCCUAAUACAUCUGACAUCGAAGCUGUGGAAAAUGAUCGGAAAAAGAGGGUCCUUGAUAUUAACUCGCCUUGUGAUGUUAUUGAUUUGGAGAAAGAGGAUGAUGACGCAGAAACCAUUGCUGGUGAGAAAGAAUGUGCUGCAACAGAAUCCAACUGUAGAAAUCUAAUUGAUCUGAACUUCAGUAUGAGUGAGGAAGAAGCAUCUUUGACAACUAUUCCUAGUACCAAUGUAAGGAUGGUGCCGGAAAUAGAUCUGGAAGCCCCCGCUGCUCCUGAAACAGAGGAGGAUGUCAUUCCUGAAGAAAAACUGCUUGAAACUCCUCUUGUGUCAACAACACAAGACCCGCAAGACAAAGUUGAACAACCAGAGGAUGAACUUAUAAUGCAAGCAGCAGGGGCCAUAGUUGCCAUAUCAUCUCAUUCCUGCAAUCAUGGGGCCGAAGCGAUCACCAGCUCUUCAGAGAGUCCAAUGGUGGACCCUCUUAGCUGGUUUGCGGAACUAAUUUCCUUAUGUAUACAUGAUGUUGAGGCUAAGCUUAAUUCUUCUGGAGAAAAUGAAGCAGAGAAUAAUGAACAAUCUUCCUCAGAAGAAAUGGAUUACUUCGAGACCAUGACAUUGAAACUGACGGAGACCAAAGAAGCAGAUUACAUGCCUAAGCCUCUCAUUCCAGAAAACAUCAUUUUGGAAGAUACUGGAACAACCGUGUUAGCUACCCGAACCCGAAGGGGCCCGGCAAGGAGAGGGAGGCAGCGGAGGGAUUUCCAAAGGGAUAUCCUUCCAGGCCUUUCGUCAUUAUCAAGGCAUGAAGUAACAGAGGAUCUUCAGACUUUUGGAGGGCUCAUGAGAGCAACAGGUCACUCAUGGUCUGGAUUGACUCGGAGAAGCUCUUCGAGGAAUGGUUGUGGUAGGGGAAGGCGGCGAUUGACAGUCAACCCAUCUCCCCCUCCGCCGCCGCCGCCGCCACCACCGCCGCCGCCGCCUGUGGCAGCCAAUGAAACUUGUGCUCCAUUGGUGCAUCAGCUUAGUAACAUUGAAGUGGGAUUGGAGGAUAGAAGCCUCACAGGCUGGGGCAAGACAACAAGGCGACCCCGGAGACAGAGGUGUCCAGCUGGCAAUCCUGCACCAAUCCCUUUAACCUAAUCACCUUUAUGACAGGCUCGUGAGUUUAUAGAUGAGGAUUUAUAGAGGUUUAAGCAAGUUCAUUUCAAAUAUUUGAUGGAACACAUGUUCCUGUAUCUCAGCCACGGGGAUUUCUCUUGUAAAUUUCUUCAGCCCGUAUUUGGGUGUAUGCUUGAUUGUCAGUCGUCUAUCAACUUGUAUUAUUUUUAAAUAAUGUUGCAUGAUUUCUUUCAGGUUAUCUCUUUAAAGAACUUGAAAUAUAUAGUCAUGUUCUUCAA
Messenger RNA from Prosopis cineraria, 4142 nucleotides. RefSeq lists its product as uncharacterized. The transcript has 4 exons. Lineage: Eukaryota; Viridiplantae; Streptophyta; Magnoliopsida; Fabales; Fabaceae. The record is from RefSeq and is a predicted model, not a curated record. The coding region runs from base 568 to 3885 and encodes 1105 amino acids.